CUUUAAGACGACGUUUCAGCUGGGUAACGCGCAUCUUGCGUGCGCGUGCAGGUUUCCCUAUAAUAAACGGACAUUAUUAUUGUUAUUAUUAUUAACGGCCCACGAAACGUCAAUCGCGCAUAUUUUUGUGGACAAACGUGCGAUUUCUCCAUGCGAUAGACAUUUUAACUAUUGAGACUACCGUUUCCGAGAUAUAAAAGAAACAAAAUGGCUGAGUUGUCGAUGGGCAAAGGGGUUUCCGCAGGAAAAAUAGCCAGUAACGUGCAGAAAAAAAUCACCAGAGCUCAAGAAAAGGUUCUGCAGAAGCUUGGCAAGGCAGAUGAGACCAAAGACAUUGCAUUUGAAGAAGGAGUGAUUAACUUUAACAAACAGCUAGCUGAGGGCACCAAACUGCAGAAAAACCUGCAGGCCUAUUUGGCUGCUGUGAAAGCGAUGCACGAGUCCUCCAAACGUCUGCACGAGUGCCUAGCUGAUAUGUACGAACCGGAGUGGUAUGGCAAAGAUGAAAUCGACUCUGUUGUAGAGGAUUCAGACCUCCUGUGGACAGACUUUCACCAAAAACUAGUGGAUCAUGCUUUAAUCUCCAUGGACACUUAUUUGGGCCAAUUUCCGGAUAUUAAGGCCCGAAUAGCAAAGCGUGACAGAAAGCUGGUGGACUACGACAGCGCCCGCCACACCUACGCUGCAGUAAACAAGGGCAAGAAGAAGGAGGGAGGGAUUAAAAUUUCCAAACCUGCGUCUUUGCUGGAGAGGGCCACUCCGGGAUGGGCACAAGGAAUUCUAUCUGCUCAUAAUGUCGCUCAGACCAACCUGACCAGGUGUCAGGCGGAAGAAGAGUUAGAGAGGGCACAAAAGGUAUUUGAAGAUAUCAACAUAGAUCUUCAGGAGGAGCUGCCAUCACUUUGGAACAGUCGUGUUGGCUUCUAUGUGAACACCUUCCAGAGCGUGGCUGGUCUGGAGGAGAAGUUUCACAGAGAAAUUGGAAAGCUGAGCCAAAAUAUGCAUGAUACGGUGGUGAAACUGGAGAACCAAGAAAUGUCCAGAAAAACAGGUAGCCGAGUGGAGAAGACCUCAACAAUCCAAAGGAGUGACGGAAAUGAAGAUGCUAAUCACACUCUGAGUCCAGCAGUACCAGCUAUCCCUAAAUCUCCAUCUAAGCUCAAACCUGCUGUUCCUCCACCACCUAAAGUCACUCCAUCUAAGGAUCUGAAGCAGGAGAACAUUAUUAAUCUGUUUGAUGAGGCUUCUGCUGUUGGCAUUAGUGUUACAUCGCCUACACAAUUUGAUGCUCCAGCUACUAGUAAUCUUUUAGACAUGGACCUGGAUGCUCUGCAGGCAGCUACCACACCGGUAGCCACCGCUUCAGCACCACAGAACUGGGAUUCAUGGGAGCAACCUGAAAGCCACACUGAAGCAGCCCAGUCAUGGGAUGAUGAUGGUAGUCAGCCUGUGCAUACUGCCCAGCCUGUAUAUCCUACCUGGGAUGAUGAUGGCAGCCAACCAGUACAUGCUCCAGCUGCAGAGCCUACUUGGGAUGAUGAUGGGUCCCAGCCUGUGAAGGCUGAGGGUUGGCACAGUGAUGGGGCUCAGGCAGUAGAAAGUGCAGCUACCACAGAGCAGCCAGCAUCAACAGCAGAAACGACUAACCAGAGCACAGAGGUAGAAAUGCCACCAAGCUUCCUGUACAAAGUCCAAGCAAUGCAUGAUUAUGCUGCCAAUGACUCAGAUGAGCUGGAGAUGAAGGCAGGAGAUGUGGUGCUUGUGGUGACGUAUGAUAACCCAGAGGAACAGGAUGAUGGUUGGUUGAUGGGAAUAAAAGAGGCUGACUGGGUUCAGAAGAAGAAUAACAGCAAAAAAGGAGUGUUUCCCGAGAACUUCACACGGAAGAUGUGAAAGCCUGGAUAUGACUUUUGCCAUUCAGUCUUCUUUUCGUGAUUCCUUUUUUUUUUGGUCUUCACACUUCUGGAUGCUCGUUGAGAAGAGAGGUAUGCAAAUUAUCACUGCAGCAGCACAGGCAGCCCACUUCGCCACAUGGGACUCAUAUAUACAGAGAGGUUGUCAGACCUUGUCGACAUAUUGAGUUUUUGGUCUGUAACUAACUAACUAACUGAAGGCUCUCUUAAAUGUGUUGUGAUAUUGUAUACAGCUAUAAGACAUACGUUAUAUGUCCCAGUCAGAAUUUACACAUAUCCAUUUAACCUAAGUCUUUUCUUGUCUGAUAAGUCAGUAUACAACAGCUAGAUGAAUAUAGGAAGCCAAUAAAUAAAAAAGUAAUUUAGCUAUUUUAAUAAUACUGAUGAGAAAGUCUGCAUGAUAUCUUGAACAGAUAUAAUCACAUCACAGCUGAGAAUUUCAGGACUUUCAUUAUCAUUUCAGCAUUAAUUUUAGUAGAGAUUCUAAAGCUAGAAGAACAGUUAACUAGCAGACCUCAAAGUACUCAAAUUUACUGUCACACUGUAAAAAGCUCUAAAUAUAUGCAGCUAAUCAGUGACAUAUGCUGCUAAUUUAGACAAUAAGGAACUGAGAUUCUGCAUAAACACUGUGCCCUGUCUGGCCCUCAGAUUUCCUAAGGCAAUGUAAGCAUGUUUCUUUGCCUCAUUUCUUCAUUUCUUUAUCAACUUGUUUAAAAAAAAAAACAUUAUUUUAUAGUAGUACACUAGAAGCCAGUGACCCCUUUCCUCCAGAAAUGUCAUUAUGCAAUAACGUCUUAACUAAUCUUACUUCUUCUGCCACAACUUUCUCUGAGAUAUCCACAUUUGUUGUGAUUGAAGGAUUUCAGUUUCUGCUGUGAUUUGUAUUAAUUAUCCUGUGGUGCACUGUUCAACCAGAAAUAUGCAUUAUAUUUAUUCAUCCCUCUUUCUCUGCAUUUAUAGUUUUAUUUUUGUACAAUGAGAGUAAAAUGACAGUAAAAAGAGAUCCUGGUGAGUGCGCAAAGUGCCAUGGACUGGACUCUUGGCUGGAUUUCUUAGUAAUCCACAGGCCUCUCUGUUACGUUGUGUUUUAGUUCUUUAUGGAUGCUCAUGAUGUGUGUAUUAGUUCACUUGGAACCGUAACUUCCCUUGUGUAUUUCAUGUAUAUCUGACAUGAACUUUAACCUUGUCACAAUUUGCACAGAGGAAGAGAUAAACCAGUGCAGCCUGAUUUACUCUACAUUUGCUGUGUUCUAAGAGAAAGUGUUGUUUUUCUUGUUUUUUAUUGAUCUUCCUUCAUUAAGACACUUCUAAUGACCAAGCAUGAAAGUGCGUCAUCCAAUCAAGGGUUUGUGUGUAAUCUUGGAUUUUUUUUUUUUUUUUUUUUGGUGGUGUUCUUAUGCUUCAGUAAAAAAUAAAUUACAUCACACUGAAGGAGGAUAAGCAAAUUACUGAAGCCCUUGAUGGAGUUCUAGUUGAUAGGAUUUGAAUAGAUUUCUUUAGAGAAAACGCUUACGGGGUAGAAAACACACUUACCCCUCAUGUAUUUCAUUAUAAGAGUGUAUUUGCUUCUAUUCUUGUGCCAGUGCAUUUGUAAAUGUGUAAAUGGUGACAUUUUGUUGUGCUUCACUGAUGAAGACACAUACUAUUCUGCAGUACACAUAUCUACAAUAUACAUGUGACCAUUGUGUGAAUGAGAUCUAAGCAUGCUUAACUCCAUGUGCAGUGUGUAGACGUAUUUAUGUUCUCUUGCUGAGGUGGGUUUCUUGUCCAGAUCCAACUUCUGCCUCUAAGCCAUGAAUAUUCUUCUUCUAAAUCUGUGUAGCUUACUGUCAAGUCAGCUCUAAUAAAUGUUGAUUUAAUCCUA
Pangasianodon hypophthalmus (striped catfish) is the source of this 3777-nucleotide messenger RNA. It is a transcript of the gene bin1a, whose product is annotated as myc box-dependent-interacting protein 1. Gene Ontology annotation, molecular function: tau protein binding; phospholipid binding. Lineage: Eukaryota; Metazoa; Chordata; Actinopteri; Siluriformes; Pangasiidae. Gene Ontology annotation, cellular component: plasma membrane; cytoplasm; synaptic vesicle. The transcript is spliced from 20 exons. Bases 208 to 1893 code for a protein of 561 amino acids. The record is from RefSeq and is a predicted model, not a curated record.